CCCAUAGAGAAAGCAAAGAAGACAGCUUCCGCGCAUGAGGUUGGCGGGUUGUUAGUUACUGCUGUGUGUGUUGGAUGUUUUUGUUUAAAUCUGCAGCAUAAUAGAUCCAACAAAACGUCUCAGUUAUCACGUUCAGGUCCGCCCGGAGCAUUUGCAGCUUGCUAUGCCGUCCGUCGCUGGAGUCAGCAGCCCCGCAGCUGCGCUCGCCGAGGCGCUGGAUAACUCUGCUCGGUUGAUAGACAGACACCUGCAGGAUGACCGCUGCUUCCCCGACCUGUCCGAGCUGCUCGGCGUCCCUUCACACAACAUGCCAUCCCUGUCUGGAGUUGCUGACAUGGACUACCCUCUCCAGGGACCCGGUUUACUCAGCAUACCAAACCUACCAGAACUCAGCGCAGUUCGAAGAGUCCCGUUGCCGCCGGAGCUGGUGGAGCAGUUUAGCCAUAUGCAGUUUAACUGCAUGAUGGGAGUUUUCCCGGAGAUCUCUCGAGCGUGGCUAACAAUCGACAAUGACAUCUUUAUGUGGAAUUAUGAAGAUGGGGGAGACGUGGCCUACUUUGACGGCCUGAUUGAAACAAUUCUGGCUGUGGGUCUUGUUAAACCAAAACAAGGUAUUUUACAGCCACACAUCCACUACCUCCUGGUAUUAGCCACUUCUGUGGAUGUAGUAAUCCUUGGACUCAGCUUUCCGAAGAGCCAAGCUGGAUUAAAUGAUAGCAUGUCUGGUGGGAUGCAGCUGCUCCCAGACCCCCUCUUCUCAAUCCCAACAGACAACACCUACAUCCUGUCCAUCACGUCUACAGACCUGGGACGCAUCUUCAUGGCAGGGAAAGAUGGCUGCCUGUAUGAGAUAGCUUACCAGGCGGAGGCGGGCUGGCUCAGCCAACGCUGCAGGAAAAUUAACCAUUCUAAGAGCUCUUUGUCCUUCCUUAUCCCGUCUGUGCUCCAGUUCUCUUUUUCUGAAGAUGAUCCCAUUGUACAGAUUGCAAUUGACAACUCUCGCAACACACUGUUUACUCGCUCUGAGAAAGAUGUCCUGCAGGUGUACGACCUCGGGGCCGAUGGCCAAGGAAUGAGUCGUGUUGCAACAAUGUCCCAGAGCUCCAUUGUAGCGGCUGCAGGAAACAUUGCUCGGACCAUUGAUCGUUCCGUCUUCAAACCCAUUGUCCAGAUCUCAGUCAUUGACAGAUCCGAAUCCUCAGAUUGCCACCUGCUUGCUGUUACUCAUGCAGGUGUGCGCCUUUACUUCGCCACCACACCUUUUGCUCCUCAGCACCAGAAGCACGUUCCUGUACGCCCAACCCUGCUUGCUUUGGUCCAUGUGCGGCUGCCGCCGGGUUUCUCUGCCUCCUCCACUUUACAGAAGCCUUCUAAGGUUCACAAGGCUCUGCAUAGCAAAGGGGUUCUGCUCAUGGCUGCCUCAGAGACGGAAGACAGUGACAUCCUGUGGUGCAUCAAUCAUGACUCUUUCCCCUUCAAGAAACCCCUGAUGGAGACACAGCUGAUGUCUAAUGUCGAUGGACACUCUUGGGCUCUUUGUGCCAUUGAUGAUGAGAGGCCCCCCAAGAUCUUUACUCCUCUAAACAAGGAGCAGAUCCCCAUCACAGAUUCACCUGCGGUCGUCCAGCAACACAAUAUUCCGGCGCAGAAAUUCGUCCUCCUCUCUGCAAAGGGUAGCCACAUCUUUCAGAAACUGCGUCCAGUUGACCAGCUGCGCCACCUGCUGGUCAGCUGUGCUGGAGGAGAAAGUGAGGAGAUAGAGCGCUUCUUCAAGCUGCACAGGGAGGAGCAGGCCUGUGCUACAGCUCUCAUCCUGGCUUGCUCCAGCGCCGCUUCUGACAGAGAAGUUUCACAAUGGGCCACAAGAGCGUUCUUCAGAUAUGGAGGAGAGGCACAGAUGAGAUUUCCCGCUGCCAUGGCAACACCUAGCACAGUUGGACCUGUGAUGAGCUCUCCAGCGCCGGGGGUGGUGCCUCCAGCGUUUGCAACACCAUUUGCACCGAUGCAGACUGGCUCUGCGCCGAUCACGCCGAUGUCAGCAGGUCCCGAGGUGAUUUUCUCCGGAAAACAUAACGGCAUCUGCAUCUACUUUGCUCGCAUUCUCGGCAAUCUUUGGGAUGGGAGUCUUGCUUUUGAGAAAUCGAUAAGCAAAGGAAACCAGACCGUUAGUAUUCUGGAAAGCACCGUUGAUUCAUUGGAGCUGGAGUCGGUCCUCAUGCAGCUCAGAGGUUUGCAGGAGUUCCUCGAUAAAAACUCUCAGCUCAGCCCUUCUUCUCUUGGUGCUGCGAGCUUCAGCUCCCCUGCCAACCUGCAGCAGAGGCUGCUGGGAUUUAUGCGCCCUGACGGAGCCAGCUCCCAGCAGGUUCAGCAGGAGCUCCAGAGGAAGUAUCACACUAAGGCUCAGGUCUAUGAGAAAGCAUCCCUACAGGGUAUCCAGCAGCUAGUGUAUCGCUCUUAUCAAACUCUGGCUCUUUGGAAACUCCUCUGCGAUCAUCACUUCAGCCUCAUUAUGUCGGAGCUGCCAAAGGAGUUUCAAGAGCAGAUGAAGGGGGCAAGUUUUAAGGAUGUAGUGACCCGGGGAAAGGAGCUGUCUGGGGCUCUAGUCACAGGGCUUAUUAAUGUCUACAUCAAAGAUAACGCCUCAGUGGACGCCAUCAGCCAUCAUCUUCGAGAUCUUUGCCCCAUACUGUACAGCAGUGAUGACAGCGUUUGCUCAAAGGCUAACGAGUUACUUCAGAGCUCAAAGCAAAUCCAGAACAAAGCGGAGAAGGAGCGGACGCUGAGGGAGUCUCUGCAACUCUACCAACAGAUCAGCCAGCACACUGACCUGCCGCUUGUUUGCUCCCAGUAUAGACAAGUGCGUUUCUAUGAGGGAGUUGUUGAGUUGUGCCUCACAGCAGCAGACAAGAAGGAUCCACAGAGGUUAGGCCCCCACUACUAUAAAAAUGGAGAACCAGAAGAGGACAAAGUUGGGCAGCAGGCAUUCCAGGAACGACUCUCCUGUUAUAAGUGUAUCACAGACACCAUGCAGGAGCUGGUGAACCAGAGCAAAGCUGCUCCUCAGUCGCCCAGCGUUCCUAAGCAGCCCGGACCCCCCGUCAUGACCUCAGAUCCAAACAUGCUAAGCAACGAAGAAGCUACAGCACACUUUGAGCAGAUGCUGGGGUUGGCCCAGAGGUCCCAGGAUGAGCUGUUUCACAUCGCCCUGUACAACUGGCUGAUUCAGGCAGACCUGACGGACAAGCUGCUGGAGGUGAAUUCUCCAUAUCUGGAAGAGCAUCUGAUGCAUAUGAUAAAACAGGACCAGAGCAAAGUUCAUAACAUGGACCUGUUGUGGCGCUACUACGAGAAGAAUCGCAGCUUUGGCAAGGCGGCUCACGUGUUGGCCCGCCUCGCUGACUUGCACAGCACUGAGAUCUCGCUGAAGCAGCGGUUGGAGUACAUAGCUCGUGCCAUCCUGUCUGCAAAGAGCUCCUCCUGCAUCUCAGCUCAGGCGGCUGACGGAGAGUUCCUUCACGAACUUGAGGAGAAGAUGGAGCUGGUGCGCAUUCAAGUCCAGAUCCAGGAAACCCUGAUCAGGCAGUACACCCAUCAUCCCUCAGUGAAAAACGCCAUCUCACAGCUCGACUCUGAGCUUAUGGACAUUACAAAGCUAUAUGGAGAGUUUGCUGACCAUUUUAAACUGUCUGAAUGCAAGCUGGCCAUCAUUCACUGUGCAGGACAUUCAGACCCCAUACUGGUCCACUCACUGUGGCAGGAAAUCUUGGAAAAGGAGCUGGGCGACAGUGUGGCCAUGAGUCCGGCAGACAGGAUGAGGUCUCUCAAUCUGAAACUGGUUUCACUGGGAAGGAUUUAUGCUGGAACCCCUAGAUACUUCCCUCUGGAGUUCCUUGUAAAGUUUUUGGAGCAGGAAGUCUGCAGACUGAACUGGGAUGUGGGAUUUGUCACAUGUACGAUGUUGGAGAUCGGAGUCCAGCUGCCUCGUCUUCUGGAGGUUUAUGAUCAGCUCUUCAAAUCCCGGGAUCCCUGCUGGCUACGGUUGAGAAAACCUCUACAUUUGGUGGAGUGCAUCCAUGUGCUUCUCUCAGGAUAUGUGGAGGAUCCCAGCAGAGUGCCAACAUAUGACAGGCGCAGAUUCACCAACGUUUGCCUAGACAACAUCUGUGGAUACCUGGUGGAACUGCAGUCUCUGAGCCCGAACUCAGCCCUUCAGCACACAAUCGGCAACUUUAAAUCCCUGCAGGCCAAGCUGGAGAAGCUCCAUUGACAGGAGCAAACCUUUUUAAUCAACAAAGAGCUGGCCGACCUGUGGCUCUUCCUCUGCUUGCCUUAAACGGACUGUUUCUUUGGUUGCAGAUGUUGUGAAUGGUUGGGAGAAGAGAUUGGCAAAGAGACAAGUUUUAUAACUUAUUUCAUACCGUUUUGUUAGUUGGAACAUUGCUGUUUUGAAAAGUAUGUAAUUUGCAUUGUGUGCAAAUAUCUGUUUGAUAUCUGAAAAUGGUGGGACAUUGAAUAAUGUGUACAAUAAAAUUCAUGACAUCUGCUUCUUUUAUGGAAAAUUAGUUUAAUUUGAGCCUCAUUUGGGGCAUUUUCCCCACAGCAGUUGCUGAAUAUAACCAACCCCAGCAAAAACGUUACAACUCUUUAUUGUAACAUUUGAAUUUGUAUUAAUGUACAUAACUGGGCUUUAAUGUCAUCUUUACCAAACCUGUGUGCGCUGAUAGUAAAUGAGUGGUGGCUUGAUGUAUAAGAGCUUGUGUGACUUGGUGCUGUUCAUGUUUUCACCUACACUAAAAAUUCAGAGACAAAUUGUAGGACCAAUAAAAGCUUUUUAAAAGGAA
Molecule: messenger RNA, 4841 nt
Organism: Cyprinodon tularosa
Lineage: Eukaryota; Metazoa; Chordata; Actinopteri; Cyprinodontiformes; Cyprinodontidae
Gene: nup155
Product: nucleoporin 155
Exons: 34
Coding region: 164-4267 (1367 amino acids)
Biological process (GO): protein import into nucleus; transcription-dependent tethering of RNA polymerase II gene DNA at nuclear periphery; RNA export from nucleus
Cellular component (GO): nuclear pore inner ring; nuclear pore
Molecular function (GO): structural constituent of nuclear pore
Source: RefSeq, a predicted model, not a curated record